Macadamia integrifolia is the source of this 670-nucleotide messenger RNA. Its product is annotated as probable E3 ubiquitin-protein ligase XERICO. The record is from RefSeq and is a predicted model, not a curated record. The coding region runs from base 101 to 559 and encodes 152 amino acids. Gene Ontology annotation, molecular function: zinc ion binding. The transcript has a single exon. Lineage: Eukaryota; Viridiplantae; Streptophyta; Magnoliopsida; Proteales; Proteaceae.
CCCAGGUUAGUGGAAAGUUAAGCAAGGUAUAUAGGCCACCUACUGUGCAGCAUUAGCCAAUUGAGCUCUUCGGAGCCUUUUUGUACGAUAAACAGAAGAGAUGGGACUUCCAAACUUUCCCAGUGCAGCUGAUGGUGUGUUGCCUGUGCUGGUGAUGAACACAGUUCUUUCGGUGGCCCUGUUGAAGAACGUGUUGAGCUGGGUGCUUCAUGUCACGGGGGCCACUCAAAGUCGCCCACCUUUAGAAGAAGAUGAGACAAAUGGAGGGCACUCACAAAUUUCAGAGAAAGAGAGUGAAAGGAGAAUCUCCAUUACCCUCUUCAAGUCCUUGUGUGACAAUAGGUUCCAUGCCACUGGUAGUAAUAGCGGUGAGAGUAAUAGAAGGGGUGGUGGUAGGGUUGGUUGUUCUUCCACGGAGUGCUGCGUAUGCUUGUAUGGAUUUGAAGAGAACGAGGAAGUUUGUGAGUUGUCCUGCAAGCAUUUCUUUCACAAGGGCUGUUUGGAAACGUGGUUCGAUCACAAGCACAGAACUUGCCCUCUUUGUAGAUCUACCAUGUAGUGACAGUAACAGAGGAAGUAUCAACCCUUCUUUUUUUUUCCUGCUUUUUCUUGUUCUAUCUCCUUUCUUUGGUUGUUCUCUGAGCAGAUAAUAAAGGGAUUCUGUCUACAA